UCCCAAUCCUCAGCCAUGUCUCAGGGUAGUGCUCAAGACUUUCAAUCUCAGACCCCUGUGAGUGAGUAUUACCGUAAAGAACUUGCACCAAAGCUGAACAGACACAGCUCCAACUCGGAAGAGCAGAGGAGGAGUAUUGAUAACCCAGAGGGGCGUUCUCGGGUUGGAUUUAUUAGAGCGUCGUCUGUUGACGAAGGAGGAAGUCUACUGAGCUCAAAAGAGGAUCUCCGUGAGGUUAUUGAACCAGAUGUAGCUCAGAGAAGGUCCAUGUUCAGGCAGAGGGCCGCAUCCUUGGAAGACAGACCUCACUACUCCCAGAAGGUGCAGGACAUUGAGAACAAGUUCACGGAGGAGGUCCAGCGCAUCAAAAAGCUUGUGGGAAAGUCGCAUAUGAAGAGAUCCUUCUCAACAGAGCAGCUUUCCACUCUUCACAAGACCAAGCAGCCUGUAAGAAAGUUGGAGCCCAUCCCACCUCAGGUUCUUAAAAAGCUGCAGGAUAGAGAGCGUGCUCGGCUAGAGCGGGAGAGGAGAGAAAGAGAGCCAGCCAAAGAACAUUCGCUGCCCAAAUCGCCAUCUCGACAUCGAAGAGACUUGCACGGUUCGUUGCCCAAUGUGCCAGAGGCCAUGUCGCCUUAUGAUCUACCCGGACAAAGGUCUCCGAGACUUGUUCGUGGCCCAAGCCCAAGUAGGGAGAGUCCUCGAAGGUCUCCAACUGUUGAGAUCACUGCCAUGGCUGAAGACCGCUCUCGAAGAGCUGAAUCUCCAUCCAGAAAUCUCUUGGAGAUGACGUUACGGAAGGUGGAACCGAGACCUGAGAGUCCAUUGGUAAAGAGGGUUGUUCGGGUUCAAGAAGUUCCACAAGCAGAAGGUAGGAAGACGCCAUUAGAGGUCACGCUGAGAAAAUUGGAAAGAAGGCCUGAAAGUCCUCUGGUGCAGGGAGAAACCGUAGCUAUUCAAGAGUGCCCUGUUCAAGUUCCCGCCAAACCUCCAAGGUUGUCUCUGUCUUCCUCUUCUGAGGAGAAAAUGGAAAUGGAAAUUACUCCUCUGUCACCAGCACCUAGGCUAACCAUCCCCAAAAUCAUCAUCGAAGAGGAGCCAAUGGAGACGGACACGCCUGCAGAAAAGACUGAUAAGACUGUAAAGAGUGCAGUUGGUAGAGUGGAAAAAUCUCAGAGAAGCAGAGGAAGAGGACGCAGACAAAGACCCAUGUCCCCUGAAUUUGAAUCUUCAGACGACUCGUAUGUGUCUGCAGGGGAGGAUCCUUUAGAGGCUCCUGUGUUUGAGUUUCCACUACAGGAUACUGUGGCCUCCACGGGAGCUGAGGUGGUGUUAAAAUGCAUCAUCAGUGGCACACCUCUACCUGAAGUUACUUGGAAGAAAGACAACAUUGAGAUCAAGAGCAGCCCAACUCAUGUUGUAAAAGUGGAGGGAGAAAGACACUCUUUGCUCAUAAAGUGGACAAAGCCAAGCGAUGCGGGGACGUACAAAGUUACUGCAGCCAAUGAGGUGGGCCAGGCUUCCAGUAGUGCCACCCUUUUCAUCAAAUCAGAGCCUAAUCAGGACCAGCGUGGGAACCUCGGUGUGCCAAUGGAUGUCAGCAGUCCCAUCACAUCUGAUGAAGAAUACCUUAGUCCUCUGGAGGAGGGGAUGGAUUUUUCCUCCUAUAGGGGAUCUCAACCAAGGAGGAUCGUGGACACUCGAUUCAAGGAGCCUCCUGCCUUUCAGACUAUUCUUGGAGACCAGACGGUAAUAGAGGGUCAGGAGGUGACCAUGUCUGUUUGUGUGAGUGGACAGCCUAAACCCAUGCUUUAUUGGCUGAGAGACAGAGUGACGAUUAAAACUGGCGCCCGACAUAUCGUUCAGGAGACAAAGGAGGGCAACUUUGACAUGAUCAUAAAAUCAGCACAGAAGUCAGAUUCUGGUGUUUACACCUGCAAGAUCAUCAACGAGUAUGGAACUAAACAGUGUGAGGGCAAACUGGAGGUUAAAACUCGUCCAAUCGAGCCAGGCCUUGCUAUUAUUCGUCCAGUGAGGGACGUGAUGGUGGAAGCAGGUGAGACGGCCUUGUUCGAGUGUUAUGUGAUUGGGCCCCAGGACACUGAUGUUGAUUGGCUCUCCGACGGGAAGCUCAUCCAGCCGGCGCUUUUGAAUUGCAAGAUGCACUUUGAUGGAAAAAGAUGCAGACUGCUGCUGAACUCUGUACAUGAAGACGACAGCGGAACGUACACCUGCAAACUGAGCACAGCUAAAGAGGAACUGACCUCUAGUGCCAAACUCAAGGUCAAAGCAUCCAUAGAGCCCCUCUUCACCCGUCAGCUGGACGUCCUGGAAGUGAUUGAAGGUCGUAAUGCUCGGUUUGACUGUAAGGUCAGCGGGACGCCGCCUCCUCAGGUCAUCUGGAGCCACUUUGAUCAUCCACUGGAGGAAAGCGAAGACAUUCGGAUCUUGAAAGAAGGAGGACGGCACUCCUUGAUCAUUUCUCAUGUCUGUAAUGAAGACGAGGGUCUGUACACGGUAGUCGCACAUAGCCCUUAUGGACGGACCGAGUCUUCAGCUGAGCUGUAUGUGCAGGAACCCAGGCCGGCCAUAUCCUCUCAAAUAGCAAAGUUGGAGAAAAUGCCCUCAAUUCCUGAAGAGCCCGAAGUGCCUGAGAAUGAGGUGGAGAGGUUUACCAUGCCCGACUUUGUCAAGCCGCUCUACGAUCUGGAUGUAGUGGAGGGUAGAGAGGCUGUUCUCAGGUGCAAAGUGGCCGGCCUGCCAUACCCAACCAUCAUCUGGUUUCACAAUGGCAAGAGGAUCGAGAGCACGGAGGACAGGAAAAUGACACAGUUCAGAGACAUUCAUAGCCUGGUGAUCCGCUGUGUGUGUCAUGCCCACGGUGGAGUCUACAAGUGCGUCAUAUCCAACAAACUGGGCAAGGCCACCUGCUAUGCCCAUCUUUAUGUGACGGACAUCCUUCCUGACCCACCAGAUGGGGCCCCAGUCAUCGAGUCCAUCACUGGGAAGACUGUCACGCUAAUCUGGAAGAAACCGAAAAGACUGGAUCCAUCCAUCGAUCCGAGUUCCCUGAUGUAUGCUGUUCAACAGCAGGCCCUCGGGUCAAUCCAGUGGACCAUUAUCGCAUCUUGUCUGAAGCAAACCACCUAUACCAUCACCAAUCUGUCUAAAGGUGUCCGCUACGCCUUCCGGGUGCUAUCUAUCACAAGCAAGGCCUUUAGCAAGCCGUCGCCCACCACGGAGCCAGUGCAACUGUUAGAGAGAGGCCCGUACCUCCAGGAGGCUCCUGUAAUCAUUGAUAAGCCCGAUGUCGUGUAUAUGGUGGAGAAGCAGCCUGUGAGCAUCACGGUCACUCUCAAUCACGUCAACGCCUCCGUCUCUUGGAAGAGAAAUGGAGUCGUAUUGUCUAACAGACCAGGCCUGUUUGAACUGAGCAUGCCAGACGAUGACCAACACACACUAAAGCUUUGGAAAGUGAAGAACAGUGAUGUUGGUCAGCUCACCUGCAUUGCCAGCAACCAGUUUGGCAGUGACUCUUGCAUCCUGACCCUGGAUAUGGCAGUGCCUCCCACUUUCGAGACCAUUAUGGAGGAUCUGGAUGUAAAUGUGGGCGAGACUCCUCGUUUUGCUGUGGUGGUUGAAGGAAAGCCCAUCCCGGACAUUCUGUGGUACAAGGAUGACGUCCUGCUGUCAGAAAGCAGCCAUUUCACUUUUGUCUACGAUGACAAUGAAUGUUCUCUGGUGGUGCUGAACACCCAAGCAGAUGAUUCGGGAGUGUACACAUGUACUGCUAAGAAUCUGGCUGGUUCUGUGUCCUGCAAGGCUGAACUCACUGUUCACACAACUAAAGAGCACAGAGAAGACUCUUUGGAGGAUGAGGCGUCCAUCCUUAGAAAGAAGCGAAGGCUCACUGAUUACUAUGACGUGCACAAGGAAAUUGGGAGAGGUGCAUUCUCGUAUGUGAAGCGAGUGACACAGAAGGCCGGAAAGAAGGAAUAUGUGGCCAAGUUCAUCUCCGCUCGAGCCAAGCGGAAGGCCUCGGCUCUGAGAGAGAUGACCAUCCUGUCCCAGCUAGACCACGAGAGGAUCCUUUACUUUCACGACGCCUUCGAGAAGAAGAAUGCUGUCAUCAUUAUCACAGAGCUAUGCCACGAGGAGCUUCUUGAAAGACUAACAAAGAAAUCAACAGUAAUGGAGUCAGAGAUCCGAUGCAGCGUGAGGCAGCUGUUGGAGGGUAUUAGCUAUCUACACCAACAUGACAUACUUCAUUUAGACAUCAAGCCUGAUAAUAUCCUCAUGGCAGACCUCAUAAGCGAUCAGAUCCGCCUAUGUGAUUUUGGGAAUGCUGUAAAGUUCACGCCUGAUGAGGCACAGUACUGCAAAUAUGGCACUCCAGAAUUUGUGGCACCAGAGAUUGUUAACCAGACACCCGUCUCCAAGGCAACGGACAUCUGGCCUAUUGGAGUUCUAACUUAUUUAUGUCUCACUGGAGUUUCUCCUUUCGCGGGAGAAAACGAUCGCAGUUCUGUCCUCAACAUUAGGAACUAUAAUGUGGCUUUUGAAGAAAGCAUGUUUACGGAUCUUUGCCAUGAAGCCAAGGGCUUUGUCAUCAAACUGCUGGUGGCUGAUAGAUUGAGACCUGAUGCUAAUGAGUGUCUUCGUCACCCCUGGUUCAAGAUCCUAAAUAAAGGGAAGAACAUCAGCACAGAGUCCCUCAAAAAGUUUUUGUCCAGAAGAAAAUGGCAGCGAUCUCUUAUCAGCUUUAAAUCCAAAAUGGUGAUGAGGUCUAUACCCGAGUUACUGGAUGACUCCACCAGCCAUAUUUCCAUUGCUGUCCCAAGAAACGUGAAACAAGGCUCACCACCACCUUCAUCAUCUUCCGAUUCCGACGAAGAAAUUGAUGAGCUCCCUUUUAUCCCCAUGCCCCUCAACAUGGAGUUCUCCGGGUCUAGAAUGUCUCUGACUGAAAUCGUGGGAGAUGAUGAGAGGGCAGGUAGGCCGAAUGGAAAUGCUGAGAGGCCCGCAUCCGGCCAUCAGGAUCCAGAGCCCAUGGAAGUGGAGACAUUAGAAAGAGAUGGCGGGAAUGCAGCUGCAAGGGGACGAGCCAAAAAAAGAUCUACGCAAGAAGAAAAAGUCUCAUCCGAUGAGGAACCCGGAGAGCUGGCCCAAAGGGCAGAACAGGCAAAGAGACCAAUGCGCAGAGGCUCGAGUAUGGAGUUAGAGGAAUCAGAGGGUGCACGUCGCAGAGGAGAACUACGAAGAGGAAGCUCGGCGGAUAGCGCCCUGCAGCUUCACAUCAAACCAGAAGAGGGCACUGAGGAAGCCCCUACAGACGAAAGACGAAAUUUACAAAAGUCUGUAUCUAUGGAGCUUCCCAGAAGGAGCCCUAGUCCUGGUGCUGCGAAUAUGAGCCAGGAAGACUACGCUUUGAAAUUGGAACUCAUGAGACAGAGAUUGCUCAGAGGUGGCUCUGUAGACAAAAAAAUGAGCGGAUUACGAGGUCCCUUACUGGAGACAUUAGGGAUGGGGGAAGAGAAACGUUAUGUGCGGGGGUCUCGCCUAGGAAACCCUCCACUUGUGAGAGCGGCAUCCAGCGAGUCGCCCAGAGAUGACAUCCCGAAGACCAAGAUACUCCGCAAGAGUGCUUCGUUCAGCCAGGGUGAUUCAGAACCAAUACCUUUGCACAGACGAAUGGGGGCGCCUCUGGAGAUUCCACUGGCACAGAUAGAGGAAAGACGACUGCAAGAGGCUGUAUCCAUGUCUGCUCUUACCGAGCCGGUCAAGGUGGAUUCUCGUCCGGUCACACCCAAAGCUCGCACACCGGAGCCGGUAAGACAUGAGAAAGAGAGAAAUGAAGAAAAAGAGGCAGCAAGCUACAAGAAUAGUAAAUCAGAAGAAGUGAUUGUUGAGUCCAAGAGUGUUUCAGAUGAUGAUCAGAAAUCAAGGGACGCUGAUACGCAAGAGAAGGACCAGAGAACGUUCGAGGUGCCCAGUAAAGAACCUGAAAAAGUGGCUGAAAGUAAACCAGCCUCGAUUCCAAUGGCCGUGUUAGAGGAAGAAGUUGAAGAAGACCAGGAAAGAGAAGAUGAAAAGCCAGAGAAAGAAGCAGAACCUGUUGUCCCAGAGACAGGGGUUCAAGUUGAAGAUAAGCCAUCAGAAAAGUCUAUAGAGAUCACUGUGACACCACCAUCCACCCCAGCUGCCAUUCCUCAUAGCAUCGCAACGACCUACGUAACGCCCUCCCUCUCCACACGCACAAUUCUCCCAGACGGCCGGACUUCUGCAUAUGCCUGUAUCAUGCAGACCAUCAUGGUACCAUCAGUUCCAGCAUCUAGCCAACUGGAAGACGUGCCGCCCUCUAAACCAUCAGCCAACCCACCAUCCAUCCCAGUGUACCCGCCCAUUUCCAGACCCAUCUCUGAAUCGACCCUUGUGUCAACUCCUUCAUCCAAACCAGACAUUCAACAAAGCACUGAACAUCCUGCAGUCUUCUCUAGGGUUGCGUCAACGGAGCAUCCUCCCAAAGAGCCAAGUCCUCCUAAAACUCCCACUCGUGCAUCUCCCAAACGUGAGCCGACUCCCGGAUCCCACAUCCAGGAUCUUACAUCAGAGGAGGUCUUCGAAGCUCGGUUCAAGAAGCGCGAGUCCUCUUUAACUCGUAGUCUCAGACGUUUCUCUUGGCAUAAAACGGAAGAAAAGCCUGCAGCUGUUGCUCCCGAAACAGAAGAAAUGUAUCGCCCAGGGCCCAUUGGGGCACCUUUAGAGUUUGUACCUAGGAGGUUGGAAGAGAAGUCCAAGUCGGUUCAAGAUCUCCGUGAGGCACAAAAGGACCCUGGGUUCAUGAGGAGACUCUCCAUGCGCUUGAAAGGAACCCCGUCGAUGGAGAGAAAAGAGGAGAAGGUCAAAGAAGAAGAGGCUUCAACACCCAGACGUCGUCUGUCCUGGGCACUGGGAAGGAGAGGAUCCCAAGAUAAGAAGGAGAUAGAGAUGAUGAGGAUGGAUGGAGGUCCUGAGAACCCCCCAGAGCCGGAGUCUAAAGUGCCCUCGGAAUCACCAGUUCUUGCCAUGCGCAAGAAGAUCGGCAGUACAAUGGCGAGCUUAUCCACAAGGAUAAGGAGUCACUCUGAGGAGAGGAAAGAUGACAGUGAAGGCAAGACAGAAGUCAAAAAGACACCUAUAUUCUCAAUUCUACGGCGUUCCACCUCAGAGGGGGGCAGUCUGAAGAGAAUGGGUGUCCCGCAGAACCAGAUUUCCAUACAGUCAGGCAAAGGGGCAUCUUCAGAAUCUCUGGAUUCAAUGUCUAGCGUCCAGUCUGAAUCAGCUGUGAAAAGUGCAGAGAUCGAACAUAGGUCACGAUGGGACCGCUGGGGAUUGACGAGAGGACGACGAGACAAGACGGUUUCCCAACCAGACCUCCCAGCUUCCAUUGCCAGAGAGAACGGCUCUCUCCGCUCUCGCCAGUAUACUCGACUAGCAUCUGAUUUCCCUCCUGUGUUCCAUAUUAAACUGAGGGACCAUGUACUCUUGGAGGGAGAUCCUGUCACUCUCAGCUGCCUCCCUGCUGGCAGUCCUCACCCACAAAUCACAUGGAUGAAAGAUAAGAAACCUCUUGAGAUUGACCCGAGGAUGAACCUGAUAUCCUGUCCUGAUGGAAGACAGCUGCUGAUGAUUAUGAAAACCACUAAGAAGGAUGCAGGCCUUUAUGAAUGUGUGGCUUCAAACCCGCUGGCCUCUGUCACCAGCUCGUCCGUUGUGUCGCUUGCACGCUUACCGAAUAGUCCUGGGACCCCUGAGGUUCCUCAGAAGUAUAAGAACACCGCGCUGGUGGUGUGGAGACCCUCAGAUACCACGGCACCUUGCACAUACUCACUGGAGAGAAGAACAGAGGGUGACACAAACUGGUUGAUAAUAGCAACCGGUGUGGCUGACUGUUACUAUAACGUCAUGGAUCUUCCAACUGGUGCGACAUACAGAUUCAGAGUCGCCUGUGUGAACAAAGCCGGCCAGGGACCAUACAGCAAUUUGUCUGAAAAAGUGAUACUGGACUCGACAGCACCCCAAAAGUCCAGCGGAGCAGUUGUAGUCAAAACACUUUCAUCAGCUCCUGGACCUGCAGUGGUAACAUCCACCAUGACCUUACCCGCAAUGAAGCCCGCUGGCUUGAAAACAUCCAUAUCGCCACCUUCAGUGACCUCUGCCCCCUCUACAGUUCAGCCGGUAAAACCAAUCUCUCCUCCCGCCGCACCUGCCUCAUCAACUGCGCCUUCCCCUGCUCCCUCUGGCCCCGCCCACCGAACCACACCUGAUACCCAAACUCCAACUCCUGCCGCUGUUACUCCAGCCAAAGCCAAAACCACUCUUAACAUCACUGUUACCAAACCCUCUCCUGCAUCUCCUACCAAUCAGCCUCCUCCUCCCAAACCCUCACCCCCCGUGGUUCUGCCCAAACCUCUGAGCCCUGUCAACGUGGUCCCGCCUCCAGCUCGUACUCCUCCCGUGUCUCCGCCUCCAUUGGUGUCUCCUCCGCCCACCAUCGGCAAGCCCAUCUCAUCAGUGCCUAUGUAUGUCCCGGCCACCACCACGGCGCAUGUGACUCCAGCCACCCUGAACACCACAGCUCCUGUCCUGUCGCCACCUGUGGUGUUAGUUACCAGUUUGAGUCCUUUAGGGGAGGGUACGGCCACACCCAAUCGUUUGACCCCGAGUGGACGGGCCACUCCGUCUGGACGCAUCACUCCCACGGGACGCAGGACUCCUUUGGGAAAACCUGGAGAAUCCACCCUAAGACAAGGAGUGCCACAGAAACCGUACACGUUUAUGGAUGAGAAGGCCAGAGGUCGUUUUGGUGUAAUCAGAGAAUGUCGAGAAAACGCCACCGGUAACCUGUACAUGGCCAAGAUCGUGCCGUACGAGCCUGACAACAAGCAGGUUGUGUUACAGGAGUACGACAUCCUGAAGUCCCUCCAUCACGAGAAGGUCAUGGCCCUACACGAGGCAUACGUCACCCCACGAUAUCUGGUGCUCAUUUCAGAGUGCUGCUCAGGAAAAGAGCUCCUCUAUAGCUUGGUUGACAGAUUCCGAUACUCUGAAGAUGAUGUAGUGGCAUAUAUUGUACAGAUUCUUCAGGGUCUGGAUUAUCUGCACAGCCGGAGAAUUCUGCACCUGGAUAUCAAACCAGACAACAUCAUCGUCACCUACAUGAAUGUGGUUAAGAUCAUUGAUUUUGGGGGGGCACAGAAUUUCAAUCCACUCUUCCUCAAGCAGUUCAGCCCACCCAUCGGAACACUGGACUAUAUGUCCCCUGAGAUGUUAAAAGGAGAUGUGGUGGGUCCACCAGCAGACAUCUGGAGCAUCGGGGUUGUAACAUACAUCAUGGUCAGCGGGAGACUGCCGUUUGCAGAGAAUGACCCCUCUGAGACGGAGGCCAGAAUCCUGGCGGCCAAGUUUGACCUCAGUAAGCUCUACCAAAAUGUGUCGCAAAGUGCCUCUCUGUUCCUCAAAAAGAUCCUGUGCAGCUACCCUUGGGCCCGUCCUACUAUUAAGGACUGCUUCAACAACUCCUGGCUGCAGGACGCUUAUCUGAUGAGACUGCGCAGACAGACUCUCACCUUCACCACCACACGCCUCAAAGAGUUUCUGGAGCAACAGAAGAAGGUCAGGGCCGAGAUGGCAACAAAGCACAAAGUCCUUCUACGUUCAUACCAGAGCACUCCACAGACCCCAUCCACCCCCUCGACACCAGGCACCCCCACCACGCCCAUCUUUCAGUGACCUCUACGACUGGAGAGAUGAGAAGAAGGGUUCACCAGGAUCAGGACAGAGAGAGACACACAGCAUCAGGGUAUCUCAGACGCUCUAAACUGCCCCGGCUUUGACGGGACUGGAUGUGCGGUGUGGUACCACAAGGAUCUUUUUGCCUCAACCAUACUUUGUUAAUGCCACCCGGAGUCAGAUUGGUUAUGGGAGACACUUACCUCCAAGCUGACAAAAACAUAAUGGAUGUCAAUGCAUUUACCUCUGUUAAGCUGUGGCCAGCAUGCACAGAAAAGUUGUGUUUAUUGUUCAAACCCCCCCCCAACGUCCCGACACUUUUAUCCCUGUGACUUUUUGAUAAACCUACUUCAGCUGUUCUCAGCAUUGCAUCUCUAAAGAGGGGUCGGGAACUUUGGACCCAUCUUUGUUAACCACAAUGAAAACUCAUUCGAGGAUCAUUUUACGCAAAAAAAAUUGUCAAGUUUGUGUGUAUUUUUGUGGUGUCUUCCAAUUGUGUACCAGGGCCUUGAGAUUUGUGGAAAAUAGUGAACAUGUUUUUUUGGAACUAGUUUUUAUGGCAAGAAAUAAUUUUAUUACUGGUACUUGUUAUACCAUUCUGAUCGGUGUAUAUGAAAGUCAAUAGAAGUAAUGUUGAGCACUCCAUUGUUCUAUAGUGCCAUCUGCCAUCAACCAAAAUAUUUUUUUGUCUUUUACAAAAGUGUAUUAUUCUAAACAAAAGUGAAUUGAAUUGUAAUAUUGAAAAGCCUCUUUGGGCCUUAACAUUGUUUCUUUAAAAAAAAAACGUCAACGGGAAUGAUUUAACUUUUUGGCAAAUGUUUAAAAAACAGUGCUGGCUGUUAUUUAAUUUUUUUUUAUAUGUCUGCUUUAGCACCAGGAAUGUAUUGUAAAUUGCAGAUUUUAAUGCAUCAGUAUAGCAUACAGUAGCAUACAGCAUGCAUCAUUACCAAACUCUUUACAUAUACGUAAGUUGAGCACCGUUGGUUGAAAAAUCUCAGUCCCUGCCAAUGAUAUGUUGGCCAAAGUUAUCUGGAUGUAGAGACACGCUGGUUCAAUAUGUGCCUGGAAACAAACAUGGUCGGAUAGAAUAGAGAGGACUUAUAGAAGUGUCAUUUUUUGUUUGUUUUUAAAAAACAUACAUCGGCUGCUGCAGUGAAUGGUUAUUAGAAUCCUAUUUUUAAGUUGUUCCUGUAAUAUUCAUAUACAGUAUAUUUAUGAAUUUAGUAACCUUAUGGUUGAAUGAUUAUCAGGCAUUAUCCUUGAUCAAUUUAUCUUGAUUUAUUCAGAUAACACAACACAUCUGUAUUAAAAAAAUAUUUCAUAUGAUUACAUACACUCAGCUAAAGGAUUAUUAGGAACACCAUACUAAUACUGUGUUUGACCCCCUUUCGCCUUCAGAACUGCCUUAAUUCUACAUGGCAUUGAUUCAACAAGGUGCUGAAAGCAUUCUUUAGAAAUGUUGGCCCAUAUUGAUAGGAUAGCAUCUUGCAGUUGAUGGAGAUUUGUGGGAUGCACAAAGCUCCCGUUCCACCACAUCCCAAAGAUGCUCUAUUGGGUUGAGAUCUGGUGACUGUGGAGGCCAUUUUAGUACAGUGAACUCAUUGUCAUGUUCAAGAAACCAAUUUGAAAUGAUUCGAGCUGUGCGACAUGGUGCAUUAUCCUGCUGGAAGUAGCCAUCAGAGGAUGGGUACAUGGUGGUCAUAAAGGGAUGGACAUGGUCAGAAACAAUGCUCAGGUAUGCCGUGGCAUUUAAACGAUGCCCAAUUGGCACUAAAGUGUGCCAAGAAAACAUCCCCCACACCGUAACACCACCACCAUAAUUGCAUUAAUGAGAAAUUGAACAGGUGUCCCUAAUAAUCCUUUAGGUGAGUAUAUUCAAAUGUGUUGUAAAUGAUGGAUGCUUGUCUAAACAUAAGUCUAAGAUAUGUUUAUUCAUCCAUAAACAGGAUUUUACCUGAUUUGGAGUGUAUGAAUGGGCCUUGGUCUUGAUUUUAUUGUAGAGAUAGUAUUAAAAUAAAUAUAUAGUUUCUAUUAUUUUGAUUUAUUUGCAUCCUGUUUGCUGAACACUGAGGCAGAAUUUGUGUUUGUUUUAUUUGUUUUUGUCUUUGUGUUUUUUUUCCUAACACAAAUAUAAGAUCAAUCUUAUUGAAGAGAAUAUUUUAGGCAGAUCUAGAUAAAGGCAAACAAAGAGGAUGAUUGUUUUCUCAUCUAAACACCCAAGGCACAAUUCUACUUUAUUGUCAUCAUGUGACCAUACAUAGCAAAACUUCAUCACAUAUACGUAUAUAUCGGCUUGUGUAAUGAAUAAACUUUCCUUGGUGUUUAUUUCAGUACUUGCUAUGAUGGUUCAAUGCAAAAAACAAAGGUUUUGUUCUUCUAGCCAAUUUGCUUAUUAUUUGGUUUUUACUAAGGUUAUUCAAAUGAGUGACUAACUUCUCAUAGAUCAAGUUUCAGGUAACUCAAAUAUGGCACGGGGCAAGAAUUUAACUCAAAUAAUGUAAUAACAAAGAAUAGAAAUCUAGAAUCAGAGUUCUGUGUUGUUGUGAAUAAGAUUUUAUAUUUUAUUUUUGUGUGCGUUCAACACUCUCUGCCGAGCAACCCUUUAAUAUGAACUCGAGCUUUUCUGGAAUGAAUUAUGUUGCACUAAAACAGUGAAAAACAUGGAGAUGAAGUGGAAGACUGAAGUGUGUAUACAGUAUGUCGAAAACACAACCUUUCAUGAAUAAAAUCAGCUGUCAGCAAUACUGAA
Triplophysa dalaica is the source of this 12517-nucleotide messenger RNA. It is a transcript of the gene spegb, whose product is annotated as striated muscle enriched protein kinase b. Bases 16 to 9768 code for a protein of 3250 amino acids. NCBI's taxonomy places the organism in Eukaryota, Metazoa, Chordata, Actinopteri, Cypriniformes, Nemacheilidae. The transcript is spliced from 38 exons. Gene Ontology annotation, molecular function: ATP binding; protein kinase activity; protein binding. Gene Ontology annotation, biological process: protein phosphorylation. The record is from RefSeq and is a predicted model, not a curated record.